UCGCGCUCACGCCGCCGCCGCGGCAGCUUUUGCGGGCUGACCGGGACCGGAGCAUCCAUGGGGCUGGGGCCGCGCUCCCCCCACAAGGCCGGGCGCCGUUUCCCAGCUGGUGGCAAACGGGGGCGCGGUGCCAAGGUGUUGGGGCGCUCCUCAGGCCGCGAGCGACAGCCCUGCCCGCCCCCGGACGGGCGCUCGCCGCCGGCUCUGGACGCGCACCCUCACCUGAGCCCCGAAGCGCUGGGGUACUUCCGCCGGGCGCUGUUGGCGCUGAAAGAAGCCCCGGAGGCCGGAGAAGAACGAGAGCUGAUGGUGCACAAUGUUUUGAAGGAAGUGGAGGCUCAGGCCCUCGCCUUGGCCACAAACAGGACUGGCAGUGAGAUGCUGCAGGAACUGUUGGGGUACAGCACCCUGAAACCUCUGUGUGGAGUAUUGGCUGCUCUGCGCCCCAGCUUGCGCUCUGUGGCCUGUCACCGGUGUGGGGUCCACGUAUUGCAGAGCGCUUUGCAGCAGCUGCCCCGAUUGUUGGGGAGCUGUGCGGAGGAGGAGGCAGAGGAGGAGGAGGCGGUGCCUCCCUUGGAGACCCUGGAGGAGCUGGUGCUGGGACUAGCCUCUGAGGUGUGUGAUGAUUUCCUUUUCUACUGUGGAGACACACAUGGCAGCUUCGUGGUCAGAACUCUGCUGCAGGUGUUAGGAGGGACUCUUCUGGAGUCCGAGAGAGCCAGACCCCGGGGCUCCCGGUCACCUGAAGCACAAAGAACUCCAGCUCGGGAAUGUAAACCAACUGAUUUUGAGGUUCCUGAAUCCUUCUUGAAUUGUCUUCAGGACCUGAGCUCCUGCUUUCUGAAGGACAUUGCUGUGUUUAUCACUGACAAGAUCUCCAGUUUCUGCUUUCAAGUGGCCUUACAGAUCUUACACCGCAAAGUGCCCCAGUUGUGUGCCCACCUCUGUAAUGCUGUGAUUGACUAUCUGAGUAACCGCAAUUCCUCAGCAGAUGGCAGCCCCCUACUGCUAUUUCUGCGGGAUCAGACGAGCUCCAGACUUCUGGAGCAGGUGCUGCUGGUGUUGGAGCCCCCGAGGCUCCAGAGCCUUUUUGAGGAUCACUUCCAAGGGCAGCUGCAGACCAUGGCUGCACAUCCUAUUGCCAACUUCCCUUUGCAGCGUUUACUAGAUGCUGUCACUACCCCUGAGCUCCUGUCCCCCGUAUUUGAGGAGCUGAGUCCUGCCCUGGAAGCUGUGCUGGCACAGGGUCACCCAGGGGUAGUCGUUGCCCUGGUGGGAGCCUGCCGCAGAGUUGGAACCCACCAAGCCCAGGUUCUGCAGCUGUUGUUAGAGGCAUUCCACUGUGCAGAGCCCUCUUCCCGGCAAGUGGCCUGUGUGCCUCUCUUUGCCACUUUGAUGGCUUAUGAGGUGUACUAUGGACUGGUGGAGGAGGAGGGGGCAGUGCCUGCGGACCACCAGGUUGAAAUGGGCGCAGCCAGGGCCCUGGGAGAAGUGACAGUCCUCGGAUCUCUACUGCUCCAGCAUCUGCUGCACUUCUCCACUCCUGGCCUUAUACUUCGAAGUCUGGGUGCCUUGACGGGACCACAACUUCUGACUCUGGCCCAAAGUCCUGCUGGUUCCCAUGUGCUUGAUGCCGUCCUGACCAGCCCUUCUGUGACGCGCAAGCAGCGCCGCCGUGUGCUCAAGACCCUAAAGCACAUUUUCAAGAACUGCCCUAGAGGGACCUACCUUGUCUGUCUCAAUGCAGGGACAGUAUGUGGCUCUGGCUUGCAGUCGCCAUGGCAGCCGUGUGUUAGAUGCCAUCUGGAAUGGAGCAGCCUUGGGGGCCCGGAAGGAAAUUGCUGCUGAGCUGGGAGAGCGGAACCAAGAGCUGAUAAAAGACCCUUUUGGCCACCAUGUGGCUCGAAAUGUGGCCCUGACUACCUUCCUGAAGCGUCGAGAAGCUUGGGAACAGCAACAGGGGGCAGUGGCCAAGCGGAGGCGGGUUUUGAACUCAAUUCUUGAAGACUGAGGCCUUGAGAUCUGGGACUGGGUGUUGAUGGGGGAGGAGGAAAGGGAGUAUCUGUCCUGUCCCCUUACUAAUUUAAAUCGAAGUCAUUGAAGUCAAAAGUCUUAUUGGUAAACAUUUUUAUAUUUGUA
Myotis lucifugus (little brown bat) is the source of this 2139-nucleotide messenger RNA. It is a transcript of the gene NOP9, whose product is annotated as NOP9 nucleolar protein. NCBI's taxonomy places the organism in Eukaryota, Metazoa, Chordata, Mammalia, Chiroptera, Vespertilionidae. Gene Ontology annotation, molecular function: RNA binding. The record is from RefSeq and is a predicted model, not a curated record. Gene Ontology annotation, cellular component: preribosome, small subunit precursor; 90S preribosome; nucleolus. The transcript is spliced from 10 exons. The coding region runs from base 58 to 1848 and encodes 596 amino acids. Gene Ontology annotation, biological process: ribosomal small subunit export from nucleus; endonucleolytic cleavage to generate mature 5'-end of SSU-rRNA from (SSU-rRNA, 5.8S rRNA, LSU-rRNA); endonucleolytic cleavage in ITS1 to separate SSU-rRNA from 5.8S rRNA and LSU-rRNA from tricistronic rRNA transcript (SSU-rRNA, 5.8S rRNA, LSU-rRNA).